Molecule: messenger RNA, 833 nt
Organism: Oryza sativa Japonica Group (Japanese rice)
Lineage: Eukaryota; Viridiplantae; Streptophyta; Magnoliopsida; Poales; Poaceae
Source: RefSeq, a predicted model, not a curated record
AUGGAGGAGGAGAAGGGGAUGAUGGGGAAGCAAGAGAAGGAGAAGGUGCUCCUCCAGGCCGCCUACGAUGGCAACCUCCGCCUCCUCAGGAGGAUAUUGAUCCACCACCCAGACCGGUGGAAAUCCACCACGCUCCACCCGAGAGGCGCAGGCGCCGUCUCUCCCCGUCGCGCGUCGGUGCCUCCCGCGCCGCUCUCCUUGUCCCGUCGCGAGCCGGCGCCUCCCACCGCAUCCACCGGCGACGGCGCCUCCCACCGCAUCCUCCUGCGCCGCUGCCUUCCACCGCAUCCGCCCGCGUCGCCGCCUCCUCUCGGCUCUCGCUGUAGACACCGCCGCCGCCUCACAUCGGAUCUGCCGGAGCAGCCACUUGUAGACGCAUCCGCGGCCGCCACUGACUUCCCCGGCGCCGCCUUCCUUCCUCCCAGUGCAGACAUCAGAUCCAUUGGCAAUUACUUCUCUGUUCAGUCACCUCUGUCCGGACACCGGGUCUUUCCCAACAAGAACCUCCUCGAGGAGCAUCUUCUGCUACAUCAGCUAGGGUUGAUAUACAUGAGAUUGGGUGCUUUUGUGAGGGACUUCUGUUUGCUGCACCAAGAAUGUUAUUGUGAUGUACCUGAGAAAUAUGCUGUUCUGUUAAUUGAGGAACUUUACAAGUAGAUAUUAAUGAUUUAGCUUCAAUUUAUGUAAUUUAAUCCCUGCUACUUAUUACUGUAAUAGAGAUCUACAUGUGUGAAUCUAUAAUCUUAGUGUGCACUAAUAUUCUAAUAUGAAUUGACAUUUUUUUCUAGACUUUGUAAUAAUCACGACAUAAAUUGUACAGCCAGUCUUCGUUA